AUGACUUCAGAAAAACCUCCAACGCCCACGAAUGAUGAUCUACCGUCGAUUAAACCUGAAGAACUUCCUGCGAAUGGCCACCUCUCACAGAUCCCUGGACUGUCCCCUUCACUCAAAGCCCUCAGUCAUGAUAGACAUGGGGGGAGGAGAGUUGGAGUUUUAGCUAGUGAUUCUGAAUAUGUUAAACUGGCUAAACAAGGAGGGUACAAAGGGCUCUUGUGUCAUGAAGAAUCUAACACUACUUAUAGUCCUCGUUUAUACAAGGCUCCAGACUGGUUUUGCCCAAUUGGUGAAAGCAGUGGUAACUCAAGUCUCAUUACCAGCGAACACAAGAGGAGCCCUAGAGCUUUCCAGCGCAGAGAGCCACCCUUUGGGAGUGAUAAUAUGUCUACUUGGGAGAGGGAUGAUGGUAACGCCAGCACAGAGAACAUCCCUUCUGACGGUGAGAUGGAGAAACUGCCAAGUCAUCAAGAUGAACGCAGCAAAUUCAGGAAGACAGUUUUUGACAAGAAGCCAGCCCCUGUGAACAUGUCCACACUACUGAGUUUUGGAUACAUGGGGGACUCCAAACCAACUGCCUGA
This is a messenger RNA of Knipowitschia caucasica, 582 nucleotides long. NCBI's taxonomy places the organism in Eukaryota, Metazoa, Chordata, Actinopteri, Gobiiformes, Gobiidae. The record is from the annotation of a GenBank genome assembly.